Molecule: messenger RNA, 2227 nt
Organism: Malaya genurostris
Lineage: Eukaryota; Metazoa; Arthropoda; Insecta; Diptera; Culicidae
Product: WD repeat, SAM and U-box domain-containing protein 1-like
Exons: 8
Coding region: 335-1705 (456 amino acids)
Biological process (GO): protein ubiquitination
Molecular function (GO): ubiquitin-protein transferase activity; protein binding
Source: RefSeq, a predicted model, not a curated record
CAAAUCAUUCUCUUUUAAACUUCAACUCAGUUGGCACACAUCGCUAGUUGAUAACAGGAGCACAGUUUUAUCUCUGUACGUCAGUCAUUUCAUUGAUUCAUGUGGAACUCGUACCUGUUGGAGGGCGAGAAUUGAAGUGCAUUUCAAAAUAAGGGACACCGAAUCGUUUUUUUGGAUACACCAUUAAUGGUUUAAUUAUUUGUUUGGCACAUACAUCGGCGUACGAAUUGUCGUCGUUAUCGCGGUUUUCAUUUAUCUGAUAACAGUUGGCCGGGGACUGUAUUCUAGCGAAUAAUUGCACUGAACUGACGUGUUAAUAACCGAAUCUGUGAACAUGAGUGGCUCCAGGACAAAGAUAUUGCAAAAAAUAAGCCGUCACAGUAGCGAUGUCACAUCGGUGGAUUUUUUCGGAAAUUCACUGCUUGUUACUGGGUCAAGUGAUAAAACUGUGCGGGUUUGGCGUUGGACAGCAGGAAGAGGCUUCUGCGAGGAGGCAUUUUCACCAUUGCAAGGCCACAAGUAUGGAGUUACCAGUGUCCGUGUGUCACCUAAGGGCGCUGUGCUGGCAUCGGCAUCAGUGGAUGGUACCGUGAUCUUGUGGAACCUUGCCACCGGCGAGGAAACCGAUGUCCUCACACAGGAAGGGGGCGAAGCAAUUCGUGCAUGCAUCUUCAGUCCCAAUGGUUCGUCAAUCGUCAGCGCAGAUGACAGUGGAUCCAUUUGCGUCUGGGGACAGGACAAGAAUCUUAAAAGGCACCUGAAGAUUCAUGACGAGGCAAUUCACACCAUCGCUUUCUCCGCGGAUUCGAGCGUCUUACUGACAGCCUGCACGCUUGGAAACAUACGGUUCUAUGCCGUUGAGGAUGACUUUGAAGCCGAAAUAUCAAAAGCGGACUGCUUAAUCGACGGUGCGCACGAUAUGGGCGUGCUAUCCGCAGACUUUUGCAGAACAAUACACGUCGAUCCCGCCGACAAUUGCUCGAUAAUCUACACGCUGGCUACCUGUGGGACAGACCAUUUCAUCAAGAUCUGGCGAUUGUUCUACAUUCCGGCUAACGUGGACCGAAGUAAGAGGUCACGCCUUAUCCCCACCACACCUCAGGAGCACUUUGCUGGUCAGUCGACCAUUUACAGUACCGAAGUUAUGAAUGCCAGCUGCGUCCAGGUGAUUGCCGCUCAUGGCAGUUCGGUAACAUGUGUUAGAUUCAAUAGCACUGGUACGAUGCUGAUAUCGAGCAGCCUUGAUAAGAAAAUUAAAAUUUGGAACCAACAGGGAACGUGUCUUAGGACACUUUCGGAACACUCACGGUACGUGAACUGCCUCGCUAUCAAUGGUGACUCUUCGGUGCUCGCAUCCGGAUCAAACGAUCGCACAGUCGUCAUUUGGGAUCUCAACGAUAAACUGACAAUCGACUCCAAUAUCGUCGGUAUCAGAAAUUUGCUGUUUACUCUUGCUGCCAAAUCCAGCGAGAUUCCUUUGGAGUUUAUCUGUCCGAUUACACACGAAAUCAUGAAGGAACCGGUGUAUGCAGAAGAUGGAUUCACAUACGAACGUACUGCCAUUCAGGAAUGGUUCAGUCGUGAAAAGAUCAUGUCCCCGAUGACGAACGUGGAACUCACCACCAACGAGUUGGUGGAAAAUGGAAAGCUGAAGCAGAAAAUCGACGAAUACAUCAAAUCACUUGAUUUGGACGAUUUUAAAUAGGUUGAUUUUUUUUGGGUGAAGUUCGCACGUAGUAAAAUAAGGAAGAAAACAUGUGAUAAUAUUGUAACUAUCAAGAGCACCUGACUACAUUGUAGAUGUUAUUCAGAUUAAUGUCGUUAGUGGAAAGGUAGUUAAUUUUUGCACUCAUUUAGAUGAUCUUGUUUGCCCGAACAGCAGUACAAAUCGGGCUUGCCUCGUAUGCGGAAAACGCAAGAAUCACCGGAUAGAACCAUAAAAAUUUUAACUCUUUUUGUCUGUACUAGUAUUGAUAGCUAUAGUAGGUAGCGUAUGUUCACUGGGAAAUGUGAUAACAGAAGCAAUGUGUGAAACCACGAGGGCCAACGGUGAUGGUGAUUGUGCAAUGAUAAAUGAUGACACUACACUGCUUAUACUGCCAUGCUGGAUGAAAUGAGUACAGAUGGCAGCAGAACCAAAUCAAUCUAAAAGUGCCUAAACUUUCAUAUACUUUACUGUAGCGAACAAGAGAAACCAUUUCUAAUAAACAUAUUUUUAUCUAUAUCA